CUCCUCUUGGAGUUCCCUCUCCCCUGCAGGCUGGCCGGCCGCGUUUCCGUUUCGUCUUCUGGUUCCUGGAGCGGCGAAGACAACGCAUACAUCGCGCUGCCAGACCUGUUCACCUCCGGUUCCUUUAUCUCGUCGCUCACAGGGGGGCGGGUGUACUCCCAAGGUCGAUUGCCUCUUCGCGUUUCGUCUUCUGGGAGCGGCGGAGACGGGCAGCAAUUAAUGCAACUAUAUGCAAGCAGCAGCAGCAGCCGCCGCCUGGGCUACUACAAAUAGCAAAGGCAACAGCUGCUGCGCCAAGACCAAGAUGCUGUGGGGAGUAUUGUUCCAAUUCAUGUGGGCUGUCGUCUCCCUUGUCGUGACGGCCUUGGUGGCCUGCUGGGCGAAGUGAAUCCUGAUGGCCGGCGGCGUCGACAGAGCUAGAAAUAAAUAAAAAGGCAUAGCGAACGCCUGUGGUCAUGGUGACGGCCUCGCAUCGAGAUCUUGCUGUUUCGUCGUCGUUGCUGUUUCCCUGAUAGUACUAUAUAUGUAUUGAUUGCGU
Messenger RNA from Zea mays, 538 nucleotides. RefSeq names its product transparent leaf area peptide. Lineage: Eukaryota; Viridiplantae; Streptophyta; Magnoliopsida; Poales; Poaceae. Bases 230 to 388 code for a protein of 52 amino acids. The record is from RefSeq and is marked validated. The transcript has 2 exons.